UUUGGCUAUCAGACUCAAGGCUGCCGGAAAACUCUCUGCCUUGCCGGAUCCAUCUUCUCAUUAGGAAUCCUCCCCCUGGUGUUUUACUGGAGACCAGCGUGGCACGUAUGGGCACAUUGUGUUCCAUGUUCUUUGCAUGAAGCAGACACUGUGUUGCUGAGGACAACAGAUGAAUUUCAAAUUUACUCUUGGAAAAAGGUAAUGUGGAUCUACCUGUCAGCAUUAAACAGCGCAUUUGGUCUCACUCCUGACCACCCUCUCAUUACAGAUGAGGAGUAUAUCAUAAAUAGAGCUAUAAGAAAGCCAGAUCUAAAGGUGAGAUGCAUAAAAGUGCAGAAAAUAAGAUAUGUUUGGAACUACUUAGAAGGACAGUUCCAGAAAAUUGGCUCUUUGGAAGACUGGCUCAGUUCUGCCAAGAUACAUCAAAAAUUUGGAUCAGGCUUAACAAGAGAAGAACAAGAUAUUAGGAGGUUAAUAUGUGGGCCUAAUACUAUCGAUGUUGAAGUCACACCAAUUUGGAAACUGCUCAUCAAAGAGGUUUUAAAUCCGUUUUAUAUAUUUCAACUCUUCAGUGUCUGUCUGUGGUUUAGUGAAGACUAUAAGGAAUAUGCUUUUGCCAUCAUAAUCAUGUCCAUCAUUUCCAUAGCUUUGACAGUAUAUGAUCUCAGACAGCAAUCUGUAAAACUCCACCAUCUAGUGGAGUCACAUAAUAGCAUUACGGUCUCUGUAUGUGGGAGAAAAGCUGGAGUUCAAGAGCUGGAAUCACGUUUCCUGGUGCCUGGAGAUUUAUUAAUUUUGACAGGGAACAAAGUACUAAUGCCAUGUGAUGCCGUUCUGAUUGAUGGCAGCUGUGUGGUGGAUGAAGGCAUGCUGACAGGAGAAAGUAUUCCAGUCACUAAAACUCCGUUACCCAAGAUGGAUAGCUCUGUGCCCUGGAAAACGCAGAGUGAAGCAGAUUACAAACGGCACGUUCUCUUCUGUGGAACAGAGGUUAUCCAGGCCAAGGCAGCUUGCUCCGGGACCGUGAGAGCAGUGGUGCUGCAGACUGGAUUCAACACAGCAAAGGGAGACCUUGUGAGAUCCAUUCUCUACCCCAAGCCAAUGAAUUUUAAGUUGUACAGGGAUGCUAUCAGGUUCCUCCUGUGCCUUGUAGGAACAGCCACUAUUGGGAUGAUCUAUACUCUGUGUGUCUAUGUGCUUAGCGGGGAACCUCCAGAGGAGGUGGUGAAGAAAGCCCUUGAUGUUAUCACAAUUGCGGUUCCUCCUGCUCUACCUGCUGCUCUGACCACAGGCAUUAUCUAUGCCCAGAGGAGGCUGAAGAAGAGAGGCAUCUUCUGCAUUAGCCCCCAGAGGAUCAAUGUAUGUGGACAGUUAAACCUUGUUUGCUUUGACAAGACAGGCACCUUAACAAGGGAUGGCUUGGACCUCUGGGGAGUUGUGUCCUGUGAUAGGAAUGGCUUCCAGGAAGUUCACAGCUUUGACUCGGGCCAGGCUUUGCCAUGGGGCCCACUGUGUGCAGCGAUGGCCAGCUGCCACUCUCUGAUCCUUCUUGAUGGGACCAUCCAGGGAGACCCUCUGGACCUCAAAAUGUUUGAAGCCACCACCUGGGAAAUGGCUUUUUCUGGGGAUGAUUUCCACAUCAAGGGAGUGCCGGCACAUACCAUGGUAGUUAAGCCCUGCAGAACGGCCAGCCAGGUCCCAGUGGAAGGAAUCGCAAUCCUGCAUCAGUUUCCAUUCUCAUCAGCACUGCAAAGGAUGACAGUCAUUGUCCAAGAGAUGGGAGGUGACCGACUGGCAUUCAUGAAAGGGGCACCAGAGAGAGUGGCCAGCUUUUGCCAACCUGAGACAGUACCAACUAGUUUUGUUAGCGAACUUCAGAUUUACACGACACAAGGCUUUCGAGUCAUUGCACUGGCCUACAAGAAGCUGGAAAAUGACCACCACACCACUGCCUUGGCGAGAGAGAAGGUAGAAUCAGACCUGAUAUUUCUGGGGCUACUGAUCUUGGAGAAUAGAUUGAAGGAAAAGACAAAACCUGUCUUGGAAGAGCUCAUCUCAGCCCGGAUAAGGACUGUAAUGAUCACAGGUGACAAUCUUCAGACUGCCAUCACAGUGGCCAGAAAAUCUGGAAUGGUUUCUAAAAGCCAGAAAGUCAUUCUCAUUGAGGCAAAUGAAACCACUGGGUCCUCAUCGGCAUCUAUAUCUUGGACAUUAGUAGAAGAAAAGAAACACGUUACGUAUGAGAAUCAGGACAAUUACAUUAACAUCAGGGAUGAAGUCUCUGAUAACAGCAGAGAAGGAAGUUACCAUUUUGCCCUAACUGGAAAAUCCUUUCAUGUUAUAAGUCAACAUUUCAGCAGCUUACUGCCAAAGAUACUGAUCAAUGGGACCAUCUUUGCAAGAAUGUCUCCCGGGCAGAAAUCCAGUCUGGUGGAAGAAUUUCAGAAACUGGAUUACUUUGUAGGUAUGUGUGGUGAUGGAGCCAAUGACUGCGGGGCUCUGAAAAUGGCUCAUGUGGGCAUCUCUUUAUCAGAGCAGGAGGCAUCUGUGGCCUCACCUUUCACUUCCAAAACUCCAAACAUUGAGUGCGUACCUCACCUUAUCAAGGAAGGACGUGCAGCUCUCGUUACCUCCUUUUGCAUGUUUAAGUACAUGGCUCUGUACAGCAUGAUUCAGUAUGUUGGUGUUCUGCUGCUCUACUGGAAGACAAACAGCCUUUCAAAUUACCAGUUUCUGUUCCAGGAUCUGGCCAUUACAACUCUUAUUGGUGUAACAAUGAAUCUGAAUGGUGCCUACCCCACGCUGGUGCCUUUCAGACCUGCAGGACGGCUGAUCUCUCCACCUCUGCUACUUUCUGUGAUUUUCAACAUUCUUCUCAGCCUGGCCAUGCAUAUUGUGGGCUUCAUCCUGGUUCAGAGGCAGCCUUGGUAUUCCAUGGAGAUGCAUAGUGCCUGCACAUUUCAAAAUGAAAACAUCUCAGAGUUAACCAUGUCUCCAACUGCUCCAGAAAAAAUGGAAAGUAACCGUGCCAUCACGAGUUUUGAGAACACUACUAUCUGGUUCUUGGGAACAAUCAACUGUAUCAUUGUGGCUCUUGUGUUCUCUAAAGGAAAACCGUUUAGACAGCCAACCUAUACAAACUAUAUAUUUGUCCUUGUGCUGAUAAUACAGCUUGGUGUAUGUCUAUUCAUUCUAUUUGCUGAUAUACCAGAAUUAUAUAGACGUUUGGAUCUGCUCUGCACGCCCGUCCUGUGGAGGGUCUCCAUUGUCAUCAUGCUCAGCUUGAAUUUCAUUGUGUCCCUAGUGGCCGAGGAGGCCAUUAUUGAAAAUCGAGCCCUGUGGAUGAUGAUUAAAAGAUGUUUUGGCUAUCAGUCAAAAAGCCAGUAUCGGAUAUGGCAGAGGGACUUGGCAAAUGACCCCAGUUGGCCCCCACUAAACCAAACCUCCUACUCUGACAUGCCGGGGUGUGGCAGAGGGGUGUCAUACAGCAAUCCAGUAUUUGAGAGCAAUGAAGAACAACUUUGAAGGACAUGUGAUAUCCAAGUUGAUAUUACAGAGAAACAAUGACAAAAGGGACCGGUUUCAUUGAUUUUAAGAAAUGACACUCUUGCAACAUCAGCUGGAGUUUUGGGAUACCUAUCAAAUCAUGGUGACAAACUACAGUCUGUUUGAUAAAAUACUUUCUACAGAGAAGAACAUUGACCCGGAAGAGUGCUUUCCUCUUGGCUUCUGAAGGUAUGAAGGUAUGGGAAGCAUUCAGUGAAGGCAAGAAUGGGCCAAGGAGUGCCAUGGAGACAAGCAGGCUAAAAGGGAAGAAUAUGUGAUCUUUCUUCUUAAGACAGGAUAAUACUUUCCUUUAAAAAAAAAAGAGUUGAGAGGAAGUAGUACUGUGUAUACUCAUGGAGUUGUAACAUGUUAAAGAUCACUUUUUAAUUUUUACUUCAUCAAUGAAAAAACUAAUGCAUGGGAAACAUUACACCAAUCUUUACUGUCUGGAUUCUUUUCCUCUGUAGUCCUUUUCAGAUUUUAGGCUUUUUCUUCUGCUUCUGUCCUUACCCUACAUAUUAUUAAGGAUAAGCUCAGCCUAUGCUGCAAUAAAAAAGCAAUUCUCAGGUAGCAGUGCCUUAACGCACAAGAGCUUCUUUCAUGAUCCAGGUGACACUCUGGAACAGCUAUUCUUACAGCGGUGACUGCUUCACUCUGCUGGCUCCAUCAGCUAGACACGAGGACUCUGUGUUUACUGUGAUGGGGGAAGGGAUAGGCUGGAGAUCACAUGUGGGCUCUUCACUGCCUCACCCCAAAAGUGGCACACAUCUUCUUCCCUACUCUUAUCUCAUUAGUCAGGGAUUUGGCCAGGAAGCUGGGAAGUACAGUCUGUGCUUUCCAGUACUUUAAUACUCUGCACUUUCCAGUCUUUUAACACUCUGCAGUUUCUACCUUAAAAUUCUUAAUUUUUGAACAAGGGUCCUCAUAUUUUCAUUUUGUACCAGAACCCACAAAUUAUAUAGUUGGUCUGGGAUGCAAUCCUGGGAAGGAAGGGAAAACAGCAGAUCAGAGAGCACUAGUGCUGUCCGCUCACGUCCACUUCUCUUAACCCCAGAACUGACCCUAUGUUUCAGGAACCUCUCAUGUCACAUGGCCAACUCCAGAAAUUUUCACUCCUCUGCUUUUUUAUAUUUGAGAAACAUUAGUCUUGUGCCAAGGAUUAUAUGGCACUAUUGAUAUAAGUUCUUACACAACCAGUAUGUUUUUUAAGUCUGUGGCUUCAGGUUCCAGAAAACUAAUAUUUUCCUUAUUUUAUCACUAUUACAAUUUGAUUAUACUGGAUUUGUUCAGCGUAAGGAAGACUCAGGUUUCUGUUAGCUCAGGAGACAACACUACUGAAUUCUAGGAGCACAUUUACACAUAACGUUUUAAGGCAAAAGCAACAUUUUUAUUAUGAGCAUCAGAUCAUAGGUGAAUGUUUUAAUCAGGGGAUAAAUGUCCUGGCCCAGGCUGGCUUUGCUACUUAUUAAUAGCAUUUGCAAGCAUUCCUUCCCCCUAAGUGAGCUCUUGAGCAUGGUUGAUGACUCUAUGACUGCGGCUGAUUCUGGGAACAUGGUAUCUCCCAGACACGAAGGUACCUUGUUACUUCUGGUUUUAAAAUAGGGCUUGAAGAUAUUUCAGUGUUCCAAGACUGCAGAAUCGUUGUCUUUUUUUGAUACAGAAAGAAAUGUUUCCUUUUGCAAAGCCAGCCUUAGCAAUGAUAUGGCAGUUCUGAAUGUCCUUUUCUGAAAGUGUUUCUCAUUUUCCAAAAGUGGAGGGUUAUGGGCAGGGGCAAGCUAGACGUGGUCUGCGAACUAGUCAUGAGCAAGAUCAGCCUGCACAGUUCAUACUUAAACGUGCCCUUUGCUAAGUGUGUUCACCUCCAUUAAUUCACUUGAAUUGUACAAUUGUCUGAUAACUCAACAAGGAAUGGCUUAUCAUCUCUACCAUACAGAUGAGAAGACUGAGAUUCAGGAAUGGCAAGAGCAGAUCUAGACCUCAAAUACAGAUCUUCUGAGCAAACCUUAUAUUGCUUCCAAAAACUUCCUAAUUAUGGAGCUCUAGCAGGGCAGAGUGCUUAGUGUGAUCUCACAAUCAAGCAAAGAAUGGGCCACUCUUUCCUAAUACCAGGGCCUCUGUUCAAAUGAAUGCCAGUCAUCCUGCAAGGCCUGGGCUAGAGGUGUGUUAAAAA
This is a messenger RNA of Saimiri boliviensis boliviensis (Bolivian squirrel monkey), 5716 nucleotides long. Lineage: Eukaryota; Metazoa; Chordata; Mammalia; Primates; Cebidae. The record is from RefSeq and is a predicted model, not a curated record.